AUGCAGUGUGCUUAUUCCUUGUUGGUACACAGAAGUAGAGGUGCCUUACACACUGUUAUUCAAAGAUUUACGAGCAAAGAUACCGUCCCAGCCGAAGAUAGCAAUCUGCGAAAUAUUUCUUAUCCGACGUACAAGCCUAAAGAUUCACAAGAAUCUCUGGUAAAGAAAAGAGCAAGACUCACAUGGCAAAGUAGAAAGAGGGGAAUUGCUGAAAACUGUUUACUUUUCAGUACUUUUGCUGAUAAGUAUCUAAAUGACUUAACAGCAGAUCAGUUGAUUAUGUAUGAUAAAUUAUUGAACACGGCCGAUAAUGACUGGGAUAUGUACUAUUGGAUGACUGGUGCGAGAUCUAUCCCAAGAGAAUUUGAUAAUGAAAUUAUGCAACUUUUGCAAAAGCAUUGUAAAAAUGAGGAGAAAUCUGAACGAUUUGAACAACCCCCAUUAAAUUAUGAACCUAUUAAUGAAGAAGUUUGA
This is a messenger RNA of Styela clava, 474 nucleotides long. RefSeq names its product succinate dehydrogenase assembly factor 2-B, mitochondrial-like. Gene Ontology annotation, biological process: mitochondrial respiratory chain complex II assembly; protein-FAD linkage; mitochondrial electron transport, succinate to ubiquinone. NCBI's taxonomy places the organism in Eukaryota, Metazoa, Chordata, Ascidiacea, Stolidobranchia, Styelidae. The record is from RefSeq and is a predicted model, not a curated record. Gene Ontology annotation, cellular component: mitochondrion.